UGUGAAGGAAUUCGUUUCAAGAUUGCGCUCGGAUUUCCACGAAGCACCCCUGCCUCUAUAUAAACCCCAGUACCACCCUCCACAGAACAAACAUCCAUACGUGGCAUUGCUAUUAUCAAACUCCUUGUGUUGUUCAACAAUCCAAGCAUGGCUAUUCUCUCCGAUCACGAAGAGCCUCAACAAAAACAGCAAACCCCAACAUCUCCUUCCUCAUUCUCCUUCAACACGGUUCUUGAUCCCUCAAACCCUCUAGGGUUUUUGGACUCUGCCCUAAACUUUUUGUCUCAAAAGUCUAAUGUCCUAAAGAACGAUGUCUCUCCCCUAGUUAAGGAGUUCAAGAAAAGGAUCAGGGCUGAAGAGGAUUCAAAGAAAGCGGAAGAAAAAAUACGUGCCGAGAAAAAGAAGAGAGAAGAGGAGAAGAAAAGGAUGCGGGUUCCGAACAAAGGCAAUGGUCUUGACAUGGAAAGCCAUUCAUGGGCACAGACCCUGCAAGAAGUAACUAUCACUGUUCAUGUCCCUCCUGGAACGAAGUCUAAGGAUGUUGUGUGCGAGAUAAAGAGAAAAUCUGUGAAAGUUGGACUUAGAGGCCAUUCUCCAAUUCUUGAUGGUGAACUAUUUGAGACAAUCAAGAUUGACGAUUGUAUCUGGAAUCUGGAGGACCAAAAGACUGUUUCUGUUCUUUUGACAAAGUGUGACAGGAUGAAUUGGUGGAAGUCCUUGCUGAAGGGUGGUCCUGAGAUUGAUAUUCAAAAAGCUGAACCAGAGCCUAGCAGGCUGUCUGAUUUGGAUCCAGAAAUAAGGUCCACCGUGGAAAAGAUGAUGUUUGAUCAACAACAGGAACAGUUAGGUCUCCCUACCAGCAAAGAGAUCGAGAAUGAAAGCCUCUUGAAGCUAUUCAUGGCUCAGAAUCCAAACUUCUCCAACAAGAAUCCAAACAUUGACUUUUCCAACAUGAACAUGAAGUAGACGGUUGUCUUUGGCUAAACUGGAGUAAUUCUUAGGGUUUAGAUUGAUGCUGGCAGGAUAGUAUGAGAUUUAGUUGUGCAAAGUCUAUCCACAAUUAUUCAUUACCGUGAUGCGCGGUUUGUAACGAGUUUCAGUUUUAUUUUCUUUCUCCGAAUGACUAAAUAGUUCUAUAUUGCAUAAUGUGGUUAAAACGCCAUGAUAUACAAGCAAGAGGAAGUCUGCUUUACCUUUCCUCUUUAGUUUUUUCCUA
Messenger RNA from Populus trichocarpa (black cottonwood), 1216 nucleotides. RefSeq names its product protein BOBBER 1. The transcript has a single exon. Gene Ontology annotation, cellular component: cytoplasm. The record is from RefSeq and is a predicted model, not a curated record. Lineage: Eukaryota; Viridiplantae; Streptophyta; Magnoliopsida; Malpighiales; Salicaceae. Gene Ontology annotation, biological process: protein folding. The coding region runs from base 148 to 966 and encodes 272 amino acids.